AUGAACGACUGCACAAUGAAUCACUCGGUUAAUGGGUAUUCGCGCAUGCGUCCGUUGCACUGUGUUGCUGUCCAAGUGUUGGCCACGAUUGAAAGAUUUCGGAACGAAGCGUCGCGGUGGGCUCGGCUGACGAUGCAUCCCAACAUCGACGCGCAGGACGGAAGAAGGCUGCGCAGCGUACGCCGAAGAUUGUUUCAAGACGACGACGACGACGAUAACGAGACGGAGUCCGGUCGAAAUUCCGGCGUCGAGGACAAUCUAGCGAAUUGCUUCUUCGAGGAGGCGCGAAAAAAUCGCGAGAACGCCAAGGAGAGGUGGAACUUCGACUUCGAGAAGGAAGAACCGCUACCUGGUCGUUACGUAUGGGUGAAGCUAGACCAACACGGAAACGAGAUUUGUAACGCGUUGGAGACGAGCAAUCGAGUAGAAAAUCUGCAAACGAUGCAGGAAGAGGACACGCAGGACGACGACGUGACUAUGCAGGAGCACACGGACGACAAGGACGACGACAAAAUGACCGACAGCACGUGA
This is a messenger RNA of Habropoda laboriosa, 531 nucleotides long. RefSeq lists its product as uncharacterized. Gene Ontology annotation, molecular function: cyclin-dependent protein serine/threonine kinase inhibitor activity. The record is from RefSeq and is a predicted model, not a curated record. The coding region runs from base 1 to 531 and encodes 176 amino acids. Lineage: Eukaryota; Metazoa; Arthropoda; Insecta; Hymenoptera; Apidae. Gene Ontology annotation, cellular component: nucleus. Gene Ontology annotation, biological process: regulation of cell cycle. The transcript is spliced from 4 exons.